This is a messenger RNA of Cotesia glomerata, 1010 nucleotides long. Its product is annotated as uridine diphosphate glucose pyrophosphatase NUDT14-like. Gene Ontology annotation, biological process: ribose phosphate metabolic process; nucleoside phosphate metabolic process. Gene Ontology annotation, molecular function: UDP-sugar diphosphatase activity. The record is from RefSeq and is a predicted model, not a curated record. Bases 206 to 883 code for a protein of 225 amino acids. NCBI's taxonomy places the organism in Eukaryota, Metazoa, Arthropoda, Insecta, Hymenoptera, Braconidae. The transcript has 3 exons.
GAUGCUGCAAUAACUAACCUAAAGACACUGGUGUUUUAAAAAUUUGACAGUGUGUGUGUUGUGUGUAUCGAAAAACAAUCAAAACCAUCGUGACAGCUACAUACAUAUCCGUCAGACUAAAAACAAAAGUAUAAUAUAAAAUAUAUUGUAUAAUAUAAAGUAAAAUUGAUUUUAAUUUACAAUAAAUUAAGUCAUAAAUUAAAAAAUGUCGGACAAUAAAACACUAGAGGAGCGUAAUACUGUGAUACGCAAAAAAAUGCUAGACAUGCAGAACUUGAAAUUAGAGCCGAUGCCCGCGGAUUCGCCGUGGCUAAGACCAGCGCGAAUGAGCUUUUACCAAAACGGCGAGAAAAAAAAUUGGGACCUGUCACGAGUUCACGACAGCGUAUCAAUAAUAAUAUUUAAUGUAACACGAAAAAAACUUGUAUUUGUACGGCAAUUCCGUCCAGCAGCUUAUUACGCUAGUCUACCAGAAAAAUUCCAAGAUAUUAACACUGCUAAGUACCCACUAGAACAGGGUCUGACCUUGGAACUCUGUGCGGGUAUCGUUGAUAAAGAUUUGCCGCUUAUCGAGAUUGCGGGGAUUGAAUUACGCGAAGAAUGCGGAUAUGAAGCACCAUCAUCAGCUUUUACUCACAUCAUUACUUACCGUGACAUCGGCAGUACAACUGGCAAACGGACGAUUUUUUACGUUGAAGUGACUGACGAAAUGCGUAAGCAUCCGGGCGGAGGAGAUGAAUCAGAAGGCGAGUUAAUCGAAGUAAUUGAAAUGUCUCCGGAGGAAGCAAACGCUUACAUAUCGUCAGGUGAAGUUCAAAGUCCAGCAGGUUUUCUCUAUGGUGUCAUAUGGUUUUUGAACGCUAAGAAGGAUCGUUAUAGUUAGACCAUUCUCUAUACAAGCUACAUUUUUUCUAAUAAAUUUUCUUGUUAAAAUUUAAAAAGAUAAUUAAAAUAAUCACUGUUUUUUCAAGAUAAUUUAUUUACAAAAAUGUUUAUUUAUUUACAGAGGC